Molecule: messenger RNA, 1666 nt
Organism: Saccoglossus kowalevskii
Lineage: Eukaryota; Metazoa; Hemichordata; Enteropneusta; Harrimaniidae
Product: arylsulfatase B-like
Molecular function (GO): sulfuric ester hydrolase activity
Source: RefSeq, a predicted model, not a curated record
AGAAAAAAAAACAAGACCGGAAUUCACUUUCUCUAAAUAUGCUUUUCUGUUUGUAUUCUCUCUUGGAAUUGCUGUCGCCAUGGGGAUGAUGAUGUAUAUGAAGAAGAGCAAUCCGCCACACAUUGUUUUUAUUCUCGCAGAUGACUUAGGUUGGAAUGAUAUUGGCUGGAACAACCCAAUAAUAAAAACACCAGUACUUGACUCAUUGGCCAGAGAGGGGGUGAUUUUUAACCAGACGUACUCUCAGCCAGUGUGUACCCCAACCAGAGCCGCUCUUAUGACAGGUUAUUAUCCAUUCCAUAUUGGCAUGCAGCAAAAAAUAAUCACGUUUUCACAAGGAAGCGGUCUGCCAUUGAAGUUAAAAUUAUUACCGCAAAAAUUGAAAGAAGUUGGAUACAUCACUCAUCUUGUUGGAAAGUGGCAUCUUGGUUAUUGUAAUUGGGCUUACACUCCGCUACAAAGAGGUUUUGAUUCUGCGUACGGUAACCUUGGUGGGCUCCUUUCCCAUGUUACUAAAAUGGGCAGGGGCAUGGUUGGAGGUGAUGCUAGUUGGUAUGGUUACGACUUCCGUGACAACACUGGGGUGGUACAAGACGACGGCACAUAUUCAACCAUUCUUCUGGCUAGUCGUGCAGUGGACAUCAUAUCAAAACAUUAUCCGGCAUAUCCACUAUUUCUCUAUUUUUCGAUUGAUCAACCAGCCAAAGGAUAUGAUGUGCCAUCAGAAUACACAGCUCUGUAUGAAAAUAUAGAAAAUGAACAAGUCAGGAAUUAUUAUGCGAAGAUAUCGUUGAUGGAUGACGCUAUUGGUAACGUGACCCAGGCCUUGAAGUCACGUGGUAUGUGGGACAAGACUUUGUUGGUUUUCAUCAGCGACAAUGGUGCAUUUUAUUUCACUCAAGGGACGAAUUUACCUCUUCGUGGAGCCGCAAGUACUCUGUACGAAGGUGGUACAAGAGUUCCAGCCAUGGCACACGGCACAAUGCUGACAAAGACAGGGAUAUGUGAACAACCAAUUGAAUCAUAUCACUGACUGGCACACUUCAUUAUUGAGAAUAUCAGGUAUAGAACCAGAACCAGAUUUAGAUGGUAUGGAUAUCUUGGAUACUAUCCUGAAUGGAAACCCAUCUCCACGCACUGAAUUCAUCUACAAUAUUGAUGAGUGUCAAACCAGUCCUGGUGCAGCAAUUAGAAUUGAAGACUGGAAACUAAUAACUGGUAAUCCAGAUAUGACGUAUCCAGCAUUCAAUAGCAACGAUACAGGUGAUUGGCUCCAACCCGGGAGAAGCAAAAUUAAUUUGGGAGAUGGAAGCACUCCACCACUGAAUAUUACAUAUCUGUUCAACUUGAAAGACGAUCCAACUGAACAUCACAACUUGGCGGACAUCUUUCCAGAAAAAGUGUUGGAGCUACAAAAUCGUCUUGAUGAAUACCGACAAGAAGUAGUUGCACCAAUUGACAUGACAAUGAUUCCAGAUGGUCACCCUGACAACCAUGGUGGCGUGUUUACACCGGGAUGGUGUUGAAAUGACAAAUUACACACACCAAACAAUCAAAAAACAAAUGACGAUAUGUAUUGUUGUCAAUUUGUUGUAAUAUUUGUAUGCCAUUGUUGUCAUAUUUGUAUACCAUUGUUGUAUACAAAACAAUAAAUUUAAAUAUUCAU